UAUUCAUGAAGCCUAGCCCACCCAUUUCCUUUGGUUUGCAAAUUGCAGUCCAAGCCUUUGGAUAGUAUUCUUUGGGAUUUUCCAUAUUUUUGCCCAAAAAAAAUCUCUUUCAAACUUGUUUAAAUCCUGACAGAUUUGAUUAGAAAUUCUGAAGCAGUUCAUUUGGUAGAUGCUAGCUGUCGAAAUCUAAGUCGGUCUUAAUCCCUAUGAAAGCAAACAAAACCUUACACGAUUCAAGUGACUAUUUUUCACUCAUUUAUUUUCAUCAAAAAAAAUGUAAACGUUGAUCUUCUUCUCCCUCUUAUCUCCUUGAUGUUCUUUAGGCAUUUUAGAAUGGUGGAAAUUGGAAUCGACCAAGAUGAAGCAGCGUAUCUUCAGCACUAAAGAAUCUUUUAUUCUCAGAUCAACCCGUUCUCCUUCAUCUCAUGUUUUCAGUUUCUUCCCUCUCUUCUUCCUCGAUGGAAGAAGAUCAAAUCAAAGUUGAAAGUCUACUUUCGAUGACACCACACGGGUAUUGUCAGAUGAAUAGAGUUAGAAAACCUAGGCGACUACCCAGUUUUAGAAAGGAAACUACUAUCAAUUGGGACGGGAUGUUACUUCCGGAGUUUCGUUUACCCGUCAUAGAAAUGUUGAAACUGAUAUUAAAGCUUCUGAUCGGUAUAUCAAUAAAAUGGGAUGGGAAUUUAAUACAGCUACCGUUGGUAUACAAUCAGAUUACUUUUGUACAACAGAAAUAAAUCAAUGGAGUCAUUUCGGGAAGAUCAAGAGACACUGGAGGUAUAUAGUGGCGAGAAUCGUUACUAUGUUUCUCAGGAUGCAUGUACGUUUAAAUCGAAAUAUAGAUUCAGCUACUUUAUGCGGCAACAAUUAGUAGCUUAUACAACCAGCAAAGUGUGGGUUCAAGAUUCAAGAGUGCAAGCAGUUGUGAUACAGAUAUCUGGCGGUAAUGUAAAAAUGUACUAUAUCUGGCAAGCAAUUUUACGAUCAAAGAUUGGAACUGUAUUGCAUGCUAAUGAACUUACAAUACACUUCAAGAACAAGAUGCCGUGGAAGCUGAAAUGGGGACGGAAUCUGAUGGUUUGGCCUAAUAUAUAUCUUCAAGAUGGAAAUUGGAUAAUGGUGCAUGAGGGAUCGUCGAACGAUAUAUCUAAUGGAGAUGUUGAUUAACUAUCGGUUAGUUUAUCGUUGAUUUUUGAACUUUGAACAUAUAGAUUUUGGGCAAUUCGAGGGCAACCAGCUACGGUGUGCUCAUUAGUGUUUGGCUACUUCAACAUAUAGAGUGCAUCGUUGCCGUAGGAUUAUUUGGUGUUUACGGAAUGUAAAUUAGCUGCGGAUGUUGAUGUGUAUGUUAACCAGAUUUUACGUGGUUCUGCGAUUCAGCAAAUUAGAUACUAGAUUUGUUGUAUUCAAGUUUCGGAAGGGCGAUACUAGAUUUGUUGUAUUCAAGUUUCGGAAGGGCGACUAUAUCAAGUUUAUUGUUUGUUACCGACAAAUGUUAAAAUGAAGAUCAACACAGUUAUGUGCUAUCCAGGAUCAAUCAACUGGGUGUUCAGGAUUGGAUUCUCUGGAAAUUAAAACAACAGGGUGUCACAUUAAAAUGAUGCUUAAUAUACAUGCAACCAAAGGCUGAUGUCCAUUUACAAUAUAGUAAGCUUCAAAUUUAUCCGGAUGACCAGAUGAACUACUUGAACAGAUAAACUACUGGCGAGUGUGUGGAUAAAUAUACUAGAAAGAAGGCCAAGGAGAUAGUUAGCUAUCCGGUGACAUUGUGGAUGAACACACUGGAGAGUGGAUCCAAAUAGCUUUUUGAUUGAUUGCUUUGUUUAAAUGGGAUUCGAAGCUGUCAAGACUAUUUGAUCAAAAUAUCAAUUUGACAGCAUAAAUUAAAUUUUGGAAUG
This is a messenger RNA of Papaver somniferum (opium poppy), 1898 nucleotides long. RefSeq lists its product as uncharacterized. The transcript has 9 exons. The record is from RefSeq and is a predicted model, not a curated record. Bases 742 to 1167 code for a protein of 141 amino acids. Lineage: Eukaryota; Viridiplantae; Streptophyta; Magnoliopsida; Ranunculales; Papaveraceae.